Molecule: messenger RNA, 1737 nt
Organism: Fukomys damarensis (Damara mole-rat)
Lineage: Eukaryota; Metazoa; Chordata; Mammalia; Rodentia; Bathyergidae
Product: CUGBP Elav-like family member 4
Exons: 14
Coding region: 1-1452 (483 amino acids)
Biological process (GO): mRNA splice site recognition; regulation of alternative mRNA splicing, via spliceosome
Cellular component (GO): ribonucleoprotein complex; cytoplasm; nucleus
Molecular function (GO): mRNA binding
Source: RefSeq, a predicted model, not a curated record
AUGAACCGGCCGAUCCAGGUGAAGCCCGCGGACAGCGAGAGCCGAGGAGGUAGUAGCUGCCUGCGCCAGCCCCCUUCACAAGAUAGAAAACUCUUCGUGGGCAUGCUCAAUAAGCAGCAGUCCGAGGACGAUGUGCGCCGCCUCUUCGAGGCCUUUGGGAACAUCGAAGAGUGCACCAUCCUGCGCGGGCCGGACGGCAACAGCAAGGGGUGCGCCUUCGUGAAGUACUCCUCCCACGCCGAGGCACAAGCCGCCAUCAACGCUCUGCAUGGCAGCCAGACCAUGCCGGGAGCCUCAUCCAGUCUGGUGGUCAAGUUCGCGGACACUGACAAGGAGCGCACGAUGCGGCGAAUGCAGCAGAUGGCUGGCCAGAUGGGCAUGUUCAACCCCAUGGCCAUCCCCUUCGGGGCUUACGGCGCCUAUGCUCAGGCACUGAUGCAGCAGCAAGCAGCCCUCAUGGCAUCAGUUGCACAGGGUGGCUACCUGAACCCCAUGGCUGCCUUCGCUGCCGCCCAGAUGCAGCAGAUGGCGGCCCUCAACAUGAACGGCCUGGCGGCCGCACCUAUGACCCCAACCUCAGGUGGCAGCACCCCUCCAGGCAUCACUGCACCAGCUGUGCCUAGCAUCCCAUCCCCCAUUGGGGUGAACGGCUUCACUGGCCUCCCCCCACAGGCCAAUGGGCAACCCGCUGCAGAAGCUGUUUUUGCCAAUGGCAUCCACCCCUACCCAGCACAGAGCCCCACCGCCGCGGACCCCCUGCAGCAGGCCUACGCCGGAGUGCAGCAGUACGCAGGUCCAGCUGCCUACCCUGCUGCCUAUGGUCAGAUAAGCCAGGCCUUCCCUCAGCCACCGCCAAUGAUUCCCCAGCAACAGAGAGAAGGGCCCGAGGGCUGUAACCUGUUCAUCUACCAUCUGCCCCAGGAGUUUGGGGACGCUGAGCUGAUGCAGAUGUUCCUCCCUUUCGGCCCCCAGAGCUGGGCAUUGUUGAGGAGCCAGGAGGAGACUGACUGGUCCCUGCCCUCAGGAAGCCUAAGCUCUGAGCCCAGAUGGAAAUCACAGCUACUGAACUGCAGUGAGCUCUGCGAGGCACCAAGCAAUGAAGCCAUCAGGAAGGCAGAGGAAAGACAGACUGGGCAGAGAGCCACUCAUCAGUUUCUGAGAAUGGAGGAGUGCAGUCCCCAGAGAGCAGCACAUGGAACCAGAGCUGAGUCUGCCACAAUUUCCAGGCUUCGUGAGCUUCGACAACCCGGCCAGCGCGCAGACCGCCAUCCAGGCCAUGAACGGCUUCCAGAUCGGCAUGAAGAGGCUCAAGGUGCAGCUGAAGCGGCCCAAAGACGCCAAUCGCCCGUACUGAGCGCCGGCGGGAGCGUCCCCCGGGGGAGACCAGGACUCGCACAGGGCCAGUCAAAUCCACCACAGUCUCGCGCUGAGCUAGGAAUAAAGUUCACGUAAUCACAUGAGAGUGGAGAAAAGUCCCCCAUCCGGCAGGAUGCUGAACGGGCUACAUUAAAAAAAAAAACCUCUUUCUCUCUCUAUUUAUAAAUGAGAACUGUUGGAUGACACCUUUGACAUAUCAGCCAAUAUCAAUCAAGCUGAAGACUCCAGACACUGUUUGACUGUAACAUUUCUUCAAGGAAAGUAUAGCGUCUAUGGAGUUCAGAGGGCACGUGUUUGGGGGAAAAAUAUACAUGACAUAAAGAAGACGACGAUGAAGAAAAAUGAGAAAAAAAAAAAAAA